Egretta garzetta (little egret) is the source of this 4308-nucleotide messenger RNA. RefSeq names its product interleukin-6 receptor subunit beta-like. Gene Ontology annotation, molecular function: protein binding; cytokine receptor activity. The transcript is spliced from 12 exons. NCBI's taxonomy places the organism in Eukaryota, Metazoa, Chordata, Aves, Pelecaniformes, Ardeidae. The record is from RefSeq and is a predicted model, not a curated record. Gene Ontology annotation, cellular component: membrane. Bases 64 to 1959 code for a protein of 631 amino acids.
CCAAAACUUUUCAAACGAAACACAUCAUCACCUUCCAUCACAAUAAAACGAAAGGAUCUCUACAUGGAGCGAUCUGCAUCUGUUUGGAUAGCAGUGAAUUACAUCCAUGACAGCUGCAUGAAAGGAAAGACCAUCUCAGUUACACCAAGCAAAGCAGGGAAGUGCUUGACACCAUCUAACUUAAGUGCUCAUCAGAUCACAAACCAAUUGGUAAUAAAGUGGGCCCUGCCUUCAACUCCUACGCCAUAUGAGCUGAGAUACAGAGAUGCACUCACAGAAUCCACUCGAUGGACACUGGUGCCUGUAGAAAGCAAUGCUGUCAAUAUUACCAUUUCCAAUUUAAAUGCUACGUCUUCAUACGUUGUUCAGCUCAGAUGCAUAGCCAAGGAUGGUCUCCACUGUGUUUGCAUUUGGAGUAAAGAGAUUUUAGUCCCUCACAAACUCACAAACAAGCCAAGAAUAUCAUAUAAUGCAACUACAGAAAUCUCUCCAGGCAGAAGAAGUGUUCUUCUGAAGUGGGAGGUAACACAAAGUGAGAACGUCCUUGAAUAUCAUGUUAAUGUGGAAAGAAUACCCAACAGUUGCAGGAAUUCACCAGAUCGCAUCUUCCUAAAAGACAGAAAAAUUCUUCUAAAUCUCUCCAUGGCUUAUUAUCGAGUUAAUAUUUCCUCCUAUAACAAAGCAGGAGAAUCCCCACAAGCCAUCUACGUUGUCCCAGACUUCUCUGCAGCAGACUUGCCUGGCCAAAUCCAUGUCAAACACCAGGGAACUAAUGCAGUUGUCACCUGGACUCCAGAAUACAGUCCAAAAUGUUUUGUGGUUGACUGGGGCACUGGUAAAGACGAUAUGCGCAUGAAAAUAAUAACUAUGGCUACUGAAAAUUUCACACUAGACAAUUUUCAGCCAUAUAAGUUGUACAAAAUAAUGGUACAUGCAUCUGAUGUGUGUCAGUGUGAAAGUUUCACAAGACAUGAAAAGACUUUUGGAGUGACCCACUUUUACUCAGUUGAAGGAGUUCCCAGGACAGGUCCUGCUAAUGUGACGAUUCUGAAUAUCACAAAGCAUUCUGCACUUCUGAAGUGGACAGAAAUAGCUGCCAAAGACUGUUUGGGUUUUCUCCAGGGAUACAGGAUCAGCUACACAGAUUCGUCUGGGAAAAAGUCCCCGGCUGUUACUCUCAAUUCUUCUACCACAAGUUACCAUCUCACUGGACUGAAGGGAAAAACCAGCUACCGUGUGCAGAUUUCGGGAUUCACUAAUGCUGGUGAAGGACCUCCAACCCUUUCACAAUCUUUUGUCACGCCAAAAUAUGAUAAAGGCGAAUUUGAAGGUUUCGUGACUGGCCUUUGCUUCGGCAUGAUGCUCUUUCUGGUGGUUAUACCUCUCACUUGUUCUCUGGUCCUUAAAAGGCUGAAAAUAGCAUGCUGGCCAGGUGUACCAAGUCCAAGAAACAGCAGUGCACUCCAAGAUAUGACUAAUUGGAAAUCUGUUUCAAGGUCACUGCUUCAGGCCCUGUCAGACAAUGAUACCACCAGCCUUUAUGUCAUAGAGCAUGAGUCAAAGGCUCCCUUGAAGCUAGACAUCUUUACAGAUGGUAGAGAAGACAGCAAUUAUGACGCUUGCCAGUCAAAAGAACCAAGGAAUAACACAGACAUAAGCCUAAGACAUGAAGAAAUCCCUGAAGACGUGGUUACGAGUGAAGAAGAAGGAAUCAUUUCCAUUACAGUACCACUCUUGGGUGACUACACCAGCAUGGAAUUCAGCCAGAAAGCCCUGAUGAAUCUGACAGUGAAGCUGCCUGCAAGAGCUUCUCAUCCUCAUCUGGAAAUGGAACUAAGCCGUAAGCCAGCACAAACUGAGCAUAAGGUUUUAUUUGCUCCCCAGGACUACCUCAAACAAAGCCAGGUAGUAUUUUUGCCAUCUGGACCAACUUUGAUGGAACAAGUCAAUUCAAACUGAAGCGUAUUCAUAAUUUCCCAUAUGAUAAAUUAAGUUCCAAAACUCUGAUGCAUGAAUGAAGCCAUUAGGACCAUAUAGGACAGUGAGCUGGUGACAAUAGUUAGUCUCAACUUCAAUAAGCUUCCUUUGUGAAACAGAUUGGUUCUAUAAUUAGAUUAGCUACUUCACCACAGCCAUUCUGUGGAAAGUCCUACUGUCUUUACAUAGCCAAAACUUUCAGGGAACUGUAUGAAAAACUCUUGGUAGGUGCUUAGUCCCAGGGCACUCAGGAAGCCAUUUCAAGGCUUCCACUCUAAGCACAGUGUUGUUCUAGUCAUCAGGAGAGCUCUCUAGUCACUGUGACCAGUCUAAGACCUGAUUGUCAGAUCUUGUAAGUUCUUCAGUAAAAAUUCCAGCAAAAGUGUCUACCACUCCAAAGAGGCUCUCCCGUUGGUCAAAGCUGGCCAAAAAAAAAGAGUGAAAAGCCUUGAAUUUAGGAAUAGAAAAUGAUGCUUAUCCAUCUAUGUAAAGCACUGUUAAGUGUUUUACACCUUUAUUGUAGAUGAAUAGCACUGCAUACAUGAAGAUGAUAAUAAGUAUUAUUAGUAAUAUUGGAGUUUUUACUUGCAUUAAAUUAUGGCUAUUUCUUCCUACAUUUAUCUACACAGACACAGAAAUCCCCUCAUGUUCUGUUCUGGGAUGUAGCUGCAGAUUCACUUUCACACUGCAUGCAGUGACAAUAUCUGUUGAACAAGAGCUGAAUAGAUACUUCAGUUAGUUGUCCCUCCAAAGCUUGCAUAGAGGAGAAGUCAUUGGAAUAUAGGGGUAGAAGGGUCUUCCUUGAUAUGCUGUCUAUGUGACUCCAUCAUGUAUCUCCGUGAUGCAAGGCGCCUGAACUGGUUUUUCAGCUUACAACAGCUUCUCACUCAUGGUCUCUGUAGGCAUUAAUGGUUUGCAGCUAUUGUAGAAGACCCAGUUUAUUGUUGUCAUUUCUAGUUUAUGGAGCAUUUUAUUAAAAUUAUUUUGUGGAGAAAUUGAUCAACUGUACUCUAAGGACCAGAGGCUUUCUAGACAGAAAUCUUUUAAAUUUCUCUCAUUAAAAGUGAAGGACGAUUCACAUGCAGACAAGUACUUCCAUGCAUAUUAGGCACUUGACUGAUUUAGUGAGGGCCCAUGACAAAACCUGUUUUAUUCAUUUUCCUUAUUUAUAUUCACUCUCCCUUUAUUUAUAUCUGUCUAUGUCUGUUAGGACUGGUGGGAACCAACCCAUAUUUCACUGUGGGUUUCGCAUUGUUUUUUCUCAGCACUUAAAAUGCAUUGUUUUGCCACAAAGCAAUGUACCUGUUACCACUCACCCUUGUUACCUCUCCUCAUAGAAAGAAGGGGUAACAGAAGCACUGCCCAGACCACUGCAAAGGUUUGAGCAGUGUUUUAAAUAUCUUUCUUCUUUUUUAACUUUAUUCAGGUGACUGAAUUUAGGAGAACACAAAUGAUCCUGCUAUUAGCGGAGCUGUCGGUACUUGCAAUAUCCAGUAGAGGGGCUGAAAUGAAAAGCUGUUGUGGACAAUGAAGUCGUCAAAUGAUAUGCAGUCAUUAUCAAGUAGUCCUGUGAACAGAGCCUAAUUUCCCAAAUGUAAGAAAUACCCAUGCUCCUUACCUAUAACAUUUCUUUCAUUUCUGGUCAGAGCAAGUUAUUUUCCUGGUGCAGCUGGUACCAUCAGUAACUUACCCCUGUGAACACUGAAUUAAUUUUUUUCUUACUCUGCACCUACUAAACCAGUGCAUAUUAUUAUGUUACAUAUAAAGUAGGUAAGCAGAAUCAAACCAAUGGCUUGUGAGCAGUUCCAGUAUAUGAAGCAGCCUUCAUGCAUGAAACUGAAAAGACUGGGCUUCUCACCUGGUGGAGUAUUGCCUCCCUGGUAUUAGCCAUUGCCUGACACCUUGGUAAAGGAAAUCCAUUUAUCAGGCCAGGAGAAUUUCCCUAGAAGUGCACAUGGACCUAGUUCCCUCAAAUAGAAGGGAUGGAUGUGUUCCACUUGCAGUUACAAAGCUCACAGUAUAUGUAAUUCUUAAUUGAUCUCAUUAGAGCAAUACCACACACAGUAUUUGUAUAAUGGCUGUAAAUUGUACAUUUGGGAGAAUGAGACAUACAUGAAAAAUCCUGGUAUGGAGAUUAGAUAUGAAUCAUCCCACCAUGAUAUAGCCUUCGAGAGCAAAGAACCUUCUAUGUGGAGAGAAAUAGAAGAGCACACGUGCUAAACAGUUUUUAUCCAGCCAAAACAGAGGCUUUGGUGGAAUAAUGUACCUACUCAGGAACACAGGACUAGGAGACACAUAGUGCUCAGGUCUUCAGAUUGGGGCAACUAGGUU